Harpegnathos saltator (Jerdon's jumping ant) is the source of this 1944-nucleotide messenger RNA. Its product is annotated as FAD-dependent oxidoreductase domain-containing protein 1. The transcript has 8 exons. Gene Ontology annotation, biological process: mitochondrial respiratory chain complex I assembly. The record is from RefSeq and is a predicted model, not a curated record. Gene Ontology annotation, cellular component: cytoplasm. Lineage: Eukaryota; Metazoa; Arthropoda; Insecta; Hymenoptera; Formicidae. Bases 308 to 1846 code for a protein of 512 amino acids.
UCUGAUGGUAUUUUAUCAUACGAAGUUACUAACACGACUACUCUUGUGUCGGCUGCUAUUGCGUAAUCACGUGUCAUAUCUCAAUAAUCUGCAAGAAUCAAACAGUGUAAUUAUGAAGCAAAAUAUGUCUUUUUUUUUUCUAUUUAUCAAUGUGAACCAACAUUUCCACGAAAGAUAACAAGAAAUUCAUAGUCACUGUCGUAUUAUAAAACCUUUCAAGUCUUCUACGUCCGUUGACUAUCACGGAGAGGUAGUUAAAUAGUUGGGCAUUCUUCAACAAUCAAUGAAAGUUUAAACAUCGACGAAAAUGUUGCGACAUUUGACAUGUGAAAGAGCACACACGAGUUUCUUCAAGCAGUGCUCAGCGGUUCAGUUCAUAAAUCCAUUCAGAAAGCAGAGUUCAGAUAUCAAAGACAAGGAUGAAGAUAAAGAUAAAUAUAAAAAUUUUCAAUAUAAUACUUCUCCAAGUCAGAGAAUGUUGAAGAGUCUAAAACAAGACUGGUCAUUACUAAAGAAAAUAUUGUCACGUAACAAACAAUUAUCAGAUUUUGAAACUUUUUUUAAAAGACCUGACAUCAUCCCUCAUCAAUGUGAUAUACUCAUUAUUGGUGGUGGUGCAAUAGGUAGUUCAAUAGCAUAUUGGUUAAAGAAGAUGCUGCAUAGAAAAGAAUUUACUGUUAGUAUAGUUGAAAGGGAUCCUACGUAUUCUAAGGCUUCUACAAGUCUCUCUGUAGGUGGUCUACGCCAACAAUUCUCUCUCCAAGAAAAUAUUCAGAUGUCACUGUAUGGAGCAGAAUUUCUGCGCAAUAUUAAUGAAUAUCUGAAUACACCUUAUGAAGAUCCCAUUGACGUGAACUUUCAUCCUUAUGGCUAUUUAGUAUUGGCAACUGAGAAAAAUGCUGAGGUCUUAGUAAACAAUUCCAAGUUACAGAAUUCUCUAGGAGCCAAAAAUGUAAUUCUUACUCAGGAGAAAUUGAAGACCAUGUUUCCUUGGUUGAAUACCAACGGGGUUGCGGCAGGUUGUCUCGGUUUGGAAAAGGAAGGAUGGUUUGACCCAUGGACUUUUUUAUGUGCCUUGAAGAAUAAAGCUAUUUAUUUGGGUGCUCAGUAUAUUAACGCUGAAGUGAAGGCUUUCCAAUCUGAGGAAAUUUCAGAAGCUUAUGACAGUAAUAUGGAUACCAUAGAAAGAUUAAAGAAAGUGAUUAUAAAAACGAAUGAUGGUGACAUUAGGGAAAUAGAAUUUAGCGUAUGUGUCAUUGCUGCGGGUGCGUUUAGUGGCGAGAUAGCAGAGUUAGCCAAUAUUGGAACUGGUAAAGGAAUAAUGUCUGUACCUUUACCAGUGGUGCCAAAGAAAAGAUACGUAUAUUGUUUCCAUAGUCCUGACGGACCUGGUUUAAAUACACCUUUAACAAUUGAUACCAGCGGUGCAUAUUUUAGGCGAGAUGGUCUAGCAGGUCAUUUUAUUGGCGGUAAAUCACCAGAAUCGCACGAGGAACCGCCAGUAAAUAAUUUAGAUGUCGACCAUGAAUAUUUCGACAACAAAGUAUGGCCAGCACUCGCCCACAGAGUACCAGCAUUCGAAAACUUGAAGGUGAAAUCUGCGUGGGCUGGAUACUAUGAAUACAAUACUUUCGACGAAAACGGUAUUGUCGGCCAACAUCCUUAUCACAAGAACCUGUUAAUAGCGACUGGUUUUAGCGGGCAUGGCAUUCAGAAAGCACCGGCGGUAGGACGCGCAAUAGCAGAAUUAAUUUUUUACGGUCGUUAUGUCAGUAUAGAUUUGUCCACAUUAGGUUUCCAGAGAUUCUUAACAAUGGAACCUAUGAGAGAACUUAAUGUGUUUUGAGCAUUAAAGUAUAAAGAAGUAAUGUAAUGUAUUGUUUUCGUAUACGAUUGUAUUAUUCAUCAUUGUACAUUUAUAAAAAAGACGGUUGAACUCGAAAA